Molecule: messenger RNA, 378 nt
Organism: Cutaneotrichosporon cavernicola
Lineage: Eukaryota; Fungi; Basidiomycota; Tremellomycetes; Trichosporonales; Trichosporonaceae
Gene: COX6A
Exons: 3
Coding region: 1-378 (125 amino acids)
Biological process (GO): mitochondrial electron transport, cytochrome c to oxygen
Cellular component (GO): mitochondrial inner membrane
Molecular function (GO): enzyme regulator activity
Source: RefSeq, a predicted model, not a curated record
AUGAUUGCCCGCCGCUCCGCCCUCAACGUCGCCCGUUCGGCCCGCUUCUACUCCACCGCUGCUCAGGAGGCCGCCGGCAAGGAGUUCCUCGCCCAGCGCGCCGCUGUCAAGGAGCACGCAAAGGGCACUACCGCGCUCUGGCGCAACGUCUCGUUCUUCGUCUGCAUUCCCGUGGUGAUCGCCGGCACGGCUUGGACCUGGAAGCUCGAGAAGGAGCACUUUGACCACAUCGAGCACCUCAAGGCCGAGAACGGCGGCGAGAUGCCCGUCCGCCCCCACUACGACUACCUCAACAUGCGCACUAAGCCCUUCCCCUGGGGCAUGCAGUCGCUCUUCUUCAACCCCGAGGUCAACGUCCCCGCCGGCGACGCGGAGUAA